CGUGCCCUGCCCGCCUUGCCAGCCGCCGCGGAGCUGUCCAAGCCGGCGCGGGGUCAGAAAGCCCCUGGGUCGCCUCGCCGCCUGCCGUGAGGCCGCGCCGAGGGGCGGGGGUCGCGCCCACCCAGCGGAGCCGCGGGGUGCGGGGGGGCCGCCGGCGCCGCCGCCAUGAAGCUGGAGGUGUUCUCGCAGCACUAUGAGGACAAGCUGAGCGCCGGCAGCGACCAGGAAGGCAGCGGCUCGCUCUCCCCGGCUCCGGCUGACAGCGAGCUGGGCUCCGACGGUGACUGUGCGGCCAACAGCCCGGGCGGCGGGGCCGGGCGAUCGGGGCACCCCCCGCCGCCGCCACGGACCCCGCAGCCGCCGCCACCGCCGGCCGAGAGCGCCAAGGGGAAACCCUACACGCGGCGGCCGAAGCCGCCCUACUCCUACAUCGCGCUCAUUGCUAUGGCCAUCCGCGACUCGGCCGGCGGCCGCCUGACACUGGCCGAGAUAAACGACUACCUGAUGAGCCGCUUCCCCUUCUUCCGCGGCGCCUACACGGGCUGGCGCAACUCGGUGCGCCACAACCUCUCCCUCAAUGACUGCUUCGUCAAGGUGCUGCGCGACCCGGCGCGGCCCUGGGGCAAGGACAACUACUGGAUGCUCAACCCCAGCAGCGAGUACACCUUCGCCGACGGCGUCUUCCGCCGCCGCCGCAAGCGCCUCAGCCGCGCCGCCCCGCCGCCGCAGCCUGCCCGCUCCGCCGCCGCCUCCUCGCCGCAAGCGCCGCAGGAGGCGGCCAGAGCGGGAGCCGCGUCCCCCGGCGGUUCCCCGCGGUGCUGCUGCGCCUCCUCGCCCUGCAACUGCGCCCCGGGUGCCAAGGAGGCAGCGGUGGGGGGCGGCGGGGCGAGGGCGCCGGGCGGCAGCACCAAGUUCUCCAGCUCCUUCGCCAUCGAGAGCCUACUCCAGCGGCCGGCAGGACCCCGCGCCGCCCCGCAGCCGCCCCCGACACCGCACGCACGCCUCCUCUGGCCGGCGCCGCCCGCGCCCCCGCACCUGCUGCCUGGCCACUACCCGCUGCUUCCCUAUCCGCCGGCCGCGCAGCCCCCGCCCGCCACCGCCCUCUACGGCGGCGGCCUCCUGCAGCUCUGCGCCUACGGGCUGGGGGAGCCGUCGCCGCUGCUGCUGGGGGGCGGGCGGCAGGCUCUGUCCCCGGGGGAGCCGCCGCCGGCAGAGCGACCGCGGGUGCCGCUCUUCCCCGCCGCCCUCGCCAAGAGCGGGCGGGGGCCGCCGCCCGGCUCCCCGCUGUACGGGCCCCUCCGGCUGGCCGGGCCGCUGCCGCCGGCGGCGGGGGGCUCGGCCUCGUUCCAGCCGUACGCCGCGGAGACCCCCCUGGCUUAAUGGAGCCCCCCUCCUCCCCUGCGAGGGACCUGCCCGGGGAGGCGUGGAGGGGGGAAGGAGGAGGCUCUGAAUCCCGCACUUUAACUCCAGAGGCGACCAAAGCCUCCAAGCAAAAGCCUCGGUGACUGUGCCUUAGUGAAAAGACAGUGGGUUUAACUUAAACCAAAAAAAAAAAAAAAAAAAAAAAAAAG
Messenger RNA from Chiroxiphia lanceolata (lance-tailed manakin), 1571 nucleotides. RefSeq names its product forkhead box Q1 (gene FOXQ1). Gene Ontology annotation, molecular function: RNA polymerase II cis-regulatory region sequence-specific DNA binding; DNA-binding transcription factor activity, RNA polymerase II-specific. The transcript has a single exon. Gene Ontology annotation, biological process: cell differentiation; anatomical structure morphogenesis; regulation of transcription by RNA polymerase II. The record is from RefSeq and is a predicted model, not a curated record. Lineage: Eukaryota; Metazoa; Chordata; Aves; Passeriformes; Pipridae. The coding region runs from base 166 to 1380 and encodes 404 amino acids.